AUGGAGCUGGUGUGUGGGUGCUACGAGCAAGUUCUUUUCGGGUUCACGGUGCACAGGGAACCUGGACCGAGCGGCCAGAACGAGAAAUGGACCCCUGUGGCUGACUUCACCCACCACGGCCAUGCUGCCUCUUUGUCAGCAGUGGCUGUAAAUAAUCGUUUUGUGGUCACUGGAAGCAAAGAUGAAACAAUUCAUAUCUAUGACAUAAAAAAGAAGGUAGAACAUGGAGCACUGCUACAUCAUAACGGCACAAUAAAUUGCCUGAAAUUCUUUGGUAAUGGGCACUUAAUCAGUGGAGGAGAUGAUGGACUAAUUUGUGUUUGGGAUGCAAAGAAAUGGGACUGUUUGAAGUCUCUUAAAGCACAUAAGGGACAUGUGACUUCUCUUUCUGUUCAUCCAUCUGGCAAAUUAGCACUCUCAGUGGGAACAGACAAAACAUUACGAACAUGGAACCUUAUUGAAGGACGAUCUGCAUUCAUAAAAAAUAUAAAACAAAAUGCUCACAUAGUAGAAUGGUCCCCUGGUGGAGAGAAGUAUAUAGUUGUCACAAUGAACAAGAUAGACAUCUACCAACUUGAAACUGCAUCCAUCACAGGUACCAUCACCACUGGAAAGAGAAUUUCUUCUGUUACAUUUAUUUCAGAUUCCAUACUUGCUGUGGCUGGAGAUGAAGAAAUUGUAAGGUUAUUUGACUGUGAUUCACUAAAAUGUCUCUGUGAAUUUAAGGCUCAUGAAAACAGAGUAAAAGACAUUUGCAGCUUUGAAGUCGCAGAGCAUCAUGUUAUUGUUACAGCAUCAAGUGAUGGCUUCAUUAAAAUGUGGAGGCAUAACCCAAAUAAGGAGACUCCUCCAUCUUUACUAUGUGAAGUAAACACUAAAGCCAGACUCACAUGUCUUGGAGUGUGGCUAGACAAAGUUGCAGACACCAAAGAUCAGCUUCCUACUACUGCAGCCCCUUCUCCUGUAAAAGAAGAACAAGAGUUCAAAACCAGCCCCCCAAAAUCUGAUGAUUCAGAAGGAAAACAGCAACAAUCCAAGAAAUUUGGUCGGACUAAGGAUAGUAAAAAACCAACAAAAGCAGAAAGGCUAGUGUCAGCCAAGAAAAGAAAAUUGGAAGGUAUAUUAGAAAAGAAGAAGAAAAAGAAAGUACAAGUCAUUGAAUAAAUCUUUGAAAAUUCAAGCAAGUUUUUGUAAUGGAAUUAUUAUUCCUAAAUUUUGUGUAAUUCUUUUCAUUUUGGGGUUAAAAAGAAUUUCUACAUAUGAUAAGUUCGUGGUGCAUAAAUGAAAGCUUCUUGUAUUUUAGAGAUCUCUGUGUUGUGUGUAUCAUAUAGCAACAAAAUAUAUAAUAUUUUUGUUAUAUAAAGCAAAUAAUGUUUGAAUUUUCUGCCUUUUUAGAAGUUCUAACCCUAUUCUUUUCCAGUUCAAAUGUGAAAUGAAUGAAGAUGGAGUUUGGGGGGGAGGAA
Molecule: messenger RNA, 1463 nt
Organism: Gracilinanus agilis (Agile Gracile Mouse Opossum)
Lineage: Eukaryota; Metazoa; Chordata; Mammalia; Didelphimorphia; Didelphidae
Gene: PAK1IP1
Product: PAK1 interacting protein 1
Exons: 10
Coding region: 1-1164 (387 amino acids)
Molecular function (GO): protein binding
Source: RefSeq, a predicted model, not a curated record